AUGCCUGUUAUGAAAGGAUUACUAGCACCUCAGAACACCUUCUUAGAUACUAUAGCGACUAGAUUCGACGGAACACACAGCAACUUCAUUCUUGCAAAUGCUCAGGUGGCCAAAGGAUUCCCUAUAGUUUACUGUUCAGAUGGCUUUUGUGAACUUGCUGGAUUUGCACGAACUGAGGUCAUGCAGAAGAGUUGCAGCUGUAAAUUUUUGUAUGGUGCUGAAACAAAUGAACAGACAACACUUGAAAUUGAAAUGUCAUUAGAGGAAAAGAGUGAAUUCAAGGGGGAAAUCAUGUUUUACAAAAAGAAUGGUACAUCAUUCUGGUGCCUACUGGAUAUUGUUCCUAUAAAGAAUGAGAAAGGUGACGUGGUCCUGUUUUUGUCUUCUUUUAAGGACAUUACAGACACGAAAGUAAAGAUUGCACAAGAAGAUAAAAAAGAAGAAAAAUAUAGAAGCAGAGGGAAAGCAGGGUCACAUUUUGAGGCAGCAAGGAGACGGAGUCGGGCUGUCCUUUAUCACAUCUCGGGUCACCUACAAAGGAGAGAAAAGAACAAAUUAAAGCUUAAUAAAAAUGUUUUUGUAGACAAACCAGCAAUUCCUGAAUAUAAAGUUUCAGAUGCAAAAAAAACAAAGUUCAUCAUUUUACAUUUUAGCACUUUUAAAGCUGCCUGGGACUGGCUUAUAUUAUUAGCAACGUUUUAUGUUGCUGUUACUGUACCUUACAAUGUAUCCUUUGUGGACAACGAUGACUUGUCAUCAACCAGAAGCACAACUGUUAGCGAUAUAUCAGUGGAAAUUCUUUUUAUUAUAGAUAUUAUUUUAAAUUUCCGAACAACCUAUGUCAGCAAGUCGGGCCAAGUUAUAUUUAAAGCAAGAUCUAUUUGUAUCCACUAUGUUACAACUUGGUUCGUCAUUGAUUUAAUUGCUGCUCUUCCCUUUGAUCUCCUUUAUGCUUUUAAUGUCACUGUGGUUUCUCUAGUUCAUCUUUUGAAAACCAUCAGAUUAUUACGACUUUUACGUCUUCUUCAGAAGUUGGAUCGCUAUUCCCAGCACAGCACAAUAGUCCUUACUUUACUUAUGUCCAUGUUUGCUCUUCUGGCUCAUUGGAUGGCUUGUAUUUGGUAUGUCAUUGGCAGGAUGGAAAUGGAAGAAAACCCACUCUCCUGGGAUAUAGGUUGGCUACAUGAACUGGGAAAAAGACUGGAAUCCCCUUUCUAUAGCAAUAAUACACAAGGUGGUCCUACCAUCCGAAGUACAUAUAUUGCAUCAUUAUACUUCACACUCAGCAGUCUGACUAGUGUUGGCUUUGGAAAUGUUUCUGCUAACACUGAUGCUGAGAAGAUCUUUUCUAUUUGUAUAAUGCUAAUUGGAGCUUUGAUGCAUGCCUUGGUAUUUGGUAAUGUAACAGCUAUAAUCCAACGAAUGUACUCCAGAUGGUCCCUUUAUCAUACAAGAACCAAGGAUCUGAAGGAUUUUAUACGGGUACAUCACCUUCCACAACAGCUGAAGCAGAGAAUGCUUGAAUAUUUCCAGACCAAUUGGUCAGUCAAUAACGGGAUAGAUUCUCACGAGCUCCUGAAAGAAUUUCCAGUCGAGCUACGUUCAGAUAUAACCAUGCAUUUAAACAAGGAGAUUCUACAACUGUCUCUAUUUGAGAGCGCUAGCCGCGGAUGCCUCAGGUCUUUAUCUCUGCAUAUCAAAACUUCCUUCUGUGCUCCUGGAGAGUACCUACUCCGGCAGGGAGAUGCAUUGCAGGCAAUUUACUUGGUGUGCUCAGGUUCCAUGGAAGUUUUAAAAGACGGAAUGGUUUUGGCUAUACUAGGUAAAGGUGAUUUAAUUGGAGCAAAUCUACCAAUUAAAGAUCAAGUCAUUAAAACCAAUGCAGAUGUCAAGGCACUGACCUACUGCGAUCUUCAGUGUAUCAUCCUCAAAGGCCUUUAUGAAGUUUUGGACUUUUACCCUGAAUAUGCACAUAAGUUUGUAGAAGACAUCCAGCAAGACCUUACAUAUAACCUUAGAGAAGGUCAUGAAAGUGAUAGAAUGUCAAGACUCUCAUGCAAAUCAGCUCUAUCACAGUUGGAACCGAGAGGAAAUGGAAGUGUAAAUAAUAGACUAUGCUCAAUAGUUGAAGACGAUGAUGAAGACACAGGAGAGGAAGAAUCUUCAUCUCCAAUACAUACUCGAAAUACGACAUCUAAAUACAAAAAAUCCUCAAACAGCUCUCUGGGGAUCAAUCGAAAACCAUUCUCUGGGAAUGUUCCAUUUAAAUCUCCAACAAAGUCUUCUAAUCUAUACUCAAGACAGGAUAAUGAAUCUUACCUUAAUAGAAGACUGGAUAAGAAUUUAAUGCUUAAUCUUCCAAAAGUCACAAGCCUUGGACCACCGGAUUUAAGUCCCAGAGUUGUUGAUGGUAUUGAAGAUAAUGGUCUCGAUGAAGGUCAAGCAUUUGAUUUUGAAGCUUAUCAGUUGAGACAACAAGCACGACUAAAUAAAAAUGUUGAAGCAGAUUUCAACCCAGCAAUGCUUUUCAUUACUGCAGAAGAAACAAAACAACAGAUCACCCGACUUAAUCAUGAGGUAAGUACCUUAACCAACGAAGUUUCUCAGUUAAGCAAAGAUAUGAAGAUUGUCAUGAAUAUUUUAGAAAACCUCCUAGCAGUGCAACGACCAGUUGGAUACUAUUCGACAUAUGGCACGGUGCUGGAAGCAAUGGGAACUACAAUAGGUUCCCCAACUGAUCAGAUGCAGACUCGAAUGACAUGGACGACAAAUCAACAGUGCAUGGAAAGACAGGGUGAAAGCCAGGGUACAGUUGUAUCUGACCUGUGGAAUAUUGACUCUGCAAGUGUAGGAAGCAGCCCCAUGAGAAAUGUAUCCAAUGUAGACAAUACAUUAGAAGGCGAAUAUUAUUAUACUUCAGGCCUUGGAUAUUCUCCUUCACAUUACCAAGUUAUUCAGGCAGAGCAUUUGCCAUAUUUAAAGUGCACAUCUCCUCAUUCGGAUACUACAUUAACUCCUCUGCAGUCUAUAUCUGCAACUCUUUCUCCAUCUAUAUGUUCAUCCUCUGACACUUCUCUGCAGCUGGUGCUGCCCAGUAGAUCUGAAGAAGGAUUCAGCCAAGGAGCGAUUAGUUCACUAAGCCUUGAAAACCUUCCAGGAUCCUGGGAUGUAGAAGGGACAACUGUACCGUCGCACGGACAGUCAACAGAGGAUUACCCAAGUGACGUUGUUACAAGUACAAUAGAGUUUAAAGAUGACAAAGCCAUAAAUGUAUAG
Messenger RNA from Bufo gargarizans (Asiatic toad), 3276 nucleotides. RefSeq names its product potassium voltage-gated channel subfamily H member 8 (gene KCNH8). Gene Ontology annotation, cellular component: membrane. The record is from RefSeq and is a predicted model, not a curated record. Bases 1 to 3276 code for a protein of 1091 amino acids. Lineage: Eukaryota; Metazoa; Chordata; Amphibia; Anura; Bufonidae. Gene Ontology annotation, molecular function: voltage-gated potassium channel activity. The transcript has 16 exons. Gene Ontology annotation, biological process: regulation of membrane potential; potassium ion transmembrane transport.